ACGCUAAUGUGAAUCAUCGACGCGUCUUUCUGACGCAGGUAGCACUGCCGCGACGAUAUCGCGAUAAUCGAGAGCGGGAUAGCCGUGUGAGUGUGGCGCCCGUUAAAGCCAGUUCUUCAUCUAGCAAACGUCACGGCGAGUCAGAAUAGCGUGGAGGAAUAUUUGUUAACAGCUUUGACACACCGGGGAGAUUGUUCGAGCGGCGCGACGGUACACGAAGCUCGUCUCGAAGAUUGCGCGGCUCUAAACGUGUGUGUUUACCCGCGGCCAUGUGUGUUUACACUUUUGCACUGUCUCGUGCAAGUGCCGUCUGACGAGGCAACACGAAAAGCGUAGUCGGUGGAACCGCAGGCAAUCGGUGCUCGUGAGGCAACGUGUUCAGACGAAAAGUUUCAUUCGCCAUGAAUAAGUUGAGUUGCAUCGGCGUGUCGUUGGCGGCGAAGAUAAUCGGCACUUACACAAUGUCUGUGUCAAUCCUAAUGAUAAACGUAUCGAUGAGCAACUUCUUCUCGAGAAAAGGAGAGGAGGACUUCUUCGAUUCCUGCAAGAUCUGGGCCAUGCUAGGACUGAAUUGGAUACAGGCUUUGAGGAACAUGCAGCUACAGAAGAGAGCUCAAAUUGCCAUGACGUGUUUCUUCAUAUAUGCUCUGCUAUUUUUACUAGCCAGCGCGUGUCUCGCAUUGGGCUCAAUAUUGAGAAGACAUAAGUGCGCCGUGCCUUGGAUGUAUUUGCAAAUGAUUAGCAUAAUAGAUCAGUCUGUGGCGUUAUCAAUCCGUCUGUCACACAGCCAGCAGCAAUACGAUGCUUUGGAGAAAUCUGCGUGGUACAUUCCGGUAUCUAGCGUUUAUCUCAUUGUCAGCAUAUACUUCUGGGUGAUCGUGCAAACGGCUCGAAAACGAUGGUUCAAUGAACAGCAGGAUCGUGUCAACUACGUAACUACGAUAUCGAUUCCUUUACCGGCACCUGUAGACAGCAGCUGCACGAAGACACCGUCGUUCCUUUCGCAAAACUUCUCGAUGUUCGAGUCGCCGCGACCACCGACCGUCUUGUCGAAAUAACGCCGAAACGCGCUGAAGAAAGUUGUGAAGUGUGAACUACUGAAAACGAUCUGGGUGAACUCAUCGAGCGCGGAGCAUGUUGUGAAAGUUUCGCGACUGCGAUCGUUUAAAAAACAGUGUGGUGAAGUGGCGAACAAGUGUUUUUCCGGAUACUUUGCGAACGCUGAUUUAGCAUCGUGACUCUCAGCAAGAGACUUGUGCUGCAGAUAUAUAGUAUAUUUAUUUUCUACUUGCGAGACAACGUUCUUUUACAUCACGGAAUAAAAAUCACCGAUUGAUAA
Harpegnathos saltator (Jerdon's jumping ant) is the source of this 1339-nucleotide messenger RNA. RefSeq lists its product as uncharacterized. The transcript is spliced from 5 exons. The record is from RefSeq and is a predicted model, not a curated record. Bases 402 to 1058 code for a protein of 218 amino acids. Lineage: Eukaryota; Metazoa; Arthropoda; Insecta; Hymenoptera; Formicidae.